Molecule: messenger RNA, 2332 nt
Organism: Megalobrama amblycephala (Wuchang bream)
Lineage: Eukaryota; Metazoa; Chordata; Actinopteri; Cypriniformes; Xenocyprididae
Gene: prph
Product: peripherin
Exons: 9
Coding region: 214-1557 (447 amino acids)
Cellular component (GO): axon; plasma membrane; type III intermediate filament
Source: RefSeq, a predicted model, not a curated record
CAUGAGAGAAGAUGAGAUCAGGGGCUCUGGAGACUGGGAAUGGGCUGGGCUGGGUGGAGCUCAGAUGAACUGACCAGCUUCAUGUAUAAAAGCCUCAGUCUCACAUCCUGCCGUGACUCAGCUUUGUUCAAAACUACAGACACACGGACCAGAAGAAGAGGAAGAUACACAAGUUAAUCAUUCCAAAAAAGUACAAGGAUUAGAGGCAGAACCAUGAGUCACUCUUCAUAUCGCACCACUUAUCACCGCACUUUUGGGCCGCCCGUCUAUAGCCCUGUGUCCAGUCGUGUGGGAGGCCGCUACAUCUCCUCUUCCAUGCCCACCCGCACUGUGGACUUCAGGAGUCGCUCCAGCGGUCCAGCCCCACGUCUCUCUUAUGAUAAGGUGGACUUCUCGCUGGCAGAGGCUGUCAACCAGGAGUUCCUGACCACGCGCAGCAAUGAGAAAAGAGAACUGCAGGAACUCAACGAUCGCUUCGCCAGCUUCAUAGAGAAGGUGCGCUAUUUGGAGCAGCAGAACUCGAGGCUGACUCAGGAGUUGGGUCAGUACAAGGAGAAGGAGCAGCAGCAAGGGCCGUCGGGCCGCGUCAACGAGCUGUGCCAGCAGGAGAUGAGAGAGCUGCGCAGACAGCUGGAACUGAUGGGCAACGAUCGAGACCAGACGCAGGUGGAGAGAGACAACCUGGCCGAAGAUGUGGCCCUGCUCAAGCAGAGGUUGAAUGAAGAGAUGCAGAAAAGACAGGAAGCUGAAAAUAAUCUGACUCUCUUUCGUAAGGAUGUGGAUAAUGCCACCCUUGCCCGUCUGGAGCUGGAGAGGAAGAUUGAGUCUCUGAUGGAUGAGAUUGAGUUCCUCAAGAAAAUGCAUGAUGAGGAAAUUCAGGAUGUACAGGUGAGUGUUCAGAAUCAGCAGAUGAAGAUGGAGGUGAUGGAGACAUCCAGCCGCCCUGAUCUGACCGCAGCACUUCGAGACAUCAGAGCUCAGUAUGAGAACAUCGCCUCCAAAAACAUGCAGGAAUCUGAGGAGUGGUACAAGUCCAAGUUUGCAGACCUGACCGAUUCAGCCAAGCGCAAUGCUGAAGCCAUGAGACAGGCUAAACAAGAGACCAAUGACAUGAGGAGGCAAAUUCAAGCCCAGAGCUGUGACAUUGAUUCUCUCAAGAGCACUAAUGAGGCUCUACUGAGGCAAAUGAGAGAAAUGGAAGAGCAGUUUUCUGCAGAGGCCGGAAAUUAUCAAGAUGCUGCGGCGCGUCUAGAAGAGGAGAUACGGCACCUGAAAGAGGAGAUGUCACGCCAUCUGCGGGAAUAUCAGGAUCUGCUCAAUGUCAAGAUGGCCCUGGACAUCGAGAUCGCCACCUACAGGAAACUUCUGGAGGGAGAGGAAAACCGAAUUGUGGUUCCUAUCAUGAAAAUGCCUUCAAUGAGUGGACAUGGUGGUGAUUAUGGUCAAUUUUCUGAUACUGGACCUAAGAAAGUCGUAAUCAAGACUGUGGAGAUUCGUGAUGGGGAGGUGGUGAAAGAAUCUACAAAGGAAAAGAACAGAGAUGAGAAGAAAGAUUGACAUGGUCAAGGAGUGUCUGACAGAGAUUAGAGCGUGCAGAUAAAUGCUUGAGUUAUUAAUUGUGUGUUGCAAAAGGGGCUCUAAGAGUAAAAUUUAGGCACACGUUGUUUACAGUGAUGCUAGCAUUGUAGUGAAUAAUCAGCAAAUGUUUGACUCAGUAUUGUGUAUAUGAUGGUGCUAUUAUUAACAUAUAUGAGCAUAACACGACUGCCUUAUCUAAAUAAAUCAUGUGCGUAGACCUAAAUAGUCACACACACAAAAGCCUCGUUCAGACCGUCAGUCCAAAUCCGAUUUUUAUUCAGCAAGUCUGAACACCCAAAAACCGUUUCGAGGUACAUUCAUAUGUGGUUUGGAAUCCUAUUCAAACAUGCCAUAAGUCACUGCAGAAACAAGGCUGUUGCAAAGAGCCAGAUGAGCAGAAAUGUUUAGAGACCAGCGGAGACGACAGCAUGAAAUAAAGCCGCUCAUACCUGCCUCCUAUGUUUCUGCCGUUGCCUCAUCAUAACGCAAUAGUCCAGCAUCGUCGGCUACGCAACAACAUUGCCGUAGAAACCAAAGCAGAUAUUCCGGAAAACAAAAAAAGCGCCAUGGACACACAAAUUGGAUCUGAACUGAUACACAGUGUGGACAUUAACAUUUUUAUAUCAGAUUCCAGUCCGAUACACAAAUAAUCGGAUUUGGACUGACAGUCUGAACGAGGAUUUAGAAACUCCAAAAACAAUAUGUCAUGAGUUCACGUCAAUAUAAUCUUCAAAUAAAAGUAAAUGUAAACCGA